This is a messenger RNA of Colletotrichum gloeosporioides, 1044 nucleotides long. RefSeq names its product 4-hydroxyproline 2-epimerase 1. The record is from RefSeq and is a predicted model, not a curated record. The transcript has a single exon. Bases 1 to 1044 code for a protein of 347 amino acids. NCBI's taxonomy places the organism in Eukaryota, Fungi, Ascomycota, Sordariomycetes, Glomerellales, Glomerellaceae. Gene Ontology annotation, molecular function: 4-hydroxyproline epimerase activity.
AUGCGAUCUACACGUACCAUCACAGUGGUCGGAUGCCACGCUGAGGGAGAGGUUGGCGACGUCAUUACCGGCGGAGUUUUGGACGUGCCAGCACCUACUAUGUGGCACAAACUUCAACACUUUUUGACGCAUAAGGACGACCUUCGGCAACUGCUUCUGAACGAGCCCCGGGGACGGUCACCGAACAAUACGAACUUGAUCCUGCCGCCAUGCAACCUAGAAGCCGCUGCGGGAUUCUUGAUUAUGGAGAGUGAGGAGUAUGCGCCAAUGUCCGGUUCAAACACAAUCUGCACCGCGACCGUUCUAUUGGAAACAGGGAUGAUCCCCAUGCAGGAGCCGCUGACCAAAUUCUCCCUCGACACGGCGGCAGGGCUGGUCGGUGUCACUGCGGAGUGCCGAGACGGCAAAUGCAAGAAUGUGGCGUUUGACAAUGUUCCCGCGUUCGUCGACAAGCUCGACCUGCGCGUUGAAGUCCCCGGAAUCGGGACUGUUUCCGCGGACAUCGCGUGGGGCGGCAUGUGGUAUGCCAUCGUUGACGCCGCGUCAAUUGGCCUUAGUAUUGAGCCCAAGCAGGCAGCAAAGCUUGUUGAGCUUGGCGAAAGGAUCAAGCAGACCAUUCGUUCUAUUUAUACCCCUCGUCAUCCUGAAAACCCGGAAAUCGCGGGAGUAUCGGUGCUUUCAUUCACCGAGCCUCUGCAAAACGGCGUCGGUGGGAAGAUUGCCAAGAACACUGUCGUUGUCUCGCCUGGCCGACUGGAUCGAAGCCCUUGUGGAACAGGCACCUGCGCUCGCAUGGCAUUGCUUCAUGCUAAGGGGCAGCUUGCUGUCGGUGAGGACUUCAAGCAUACUAGUGUCAUUGACACGGCUUUUGAGUGCCGUAUUAAGGAAACCGUCAAGGUUGGCGAUCGAGAUGCUAUCAUUCCAACUGUGAAGGGAAGGGCUUGGAUUACAAGCUACAAGCAGGUUGUGUUGGAUCCCGAGGACCCUUUCCCUACUGGCUACAGGGUUGGAGACCAGUGGCAUGUAUACGGUGCGGCUCUGUGA